Molecule: messenger RNA, 662 nt
Organism: Sinocyclocheilus rhinocerous
Lineage: Eukaryota; Metazoa; Chordata; Actinopteri; Cypriniformes; Cyprinidae
Product: keratin-associated protein 6-2-like
Exons: 5
Coding region: 138-662 (174 amino acids)
Cellular component (GO): extracellular region
Molecular function (GO): peptidase inhibitor activity
Source: RefSeq, a predicted model, not a curated record
GAACCUUGGACGGUUUCUGUCCGGCGAGGCUGGAGGUCGUGCCGUCCCGUCGAGGAUGUUCUUCUGAUGAAGACUGCCCUGGAGGACACAAAUGCUGUCGAUUUGAUUCUGGGCCUGUUUGCGUGCCGCCUGUUUUCAUGAAGCCGGGUCAAUGUCCCAUACCGGAGAUGAUUCCACUGUGUGCUGAAAGCUGUUUUCAUGAUGGCCAGUGUCCUGCCACACAGAAGUGUUGCCCAACCACCGGUGGCUUCGCAUGCAGUGAACCACGUGGUCAGGGCAGCGGUCAGGCAAGUUGUCAGGGAAGCGGUCAGGGUAGCGGUCAGGGAAGCGGUCAGGGCAGUGGUCAGGGCAGCGGUUAUGGCCAGGGAAGUGGCCAGGGUCAGGGCAGCGGCCAGGGAAGUGGUCAGGGUAGCGGCCACGGUCAGGGAAGCGGUUAUGGUCAGGGCAGCGGUCAGGGAAGCGGUUAUGGUCAGGGAAGCGGUUAUGGUCAGGGCAGCGGCCAGGGAAGCGGUCAGGGCAGCGGUCAGGGCAGCGGUCAGGUUAGCGGUUAUGGCCAGGGCAGCGGUCAGGGCAGCGGCCAGGGAAGCGGUCAUGAUCAGGGAUGUGGUCAAGGGAAUGGUCGGGGAUGUGGUCAGGGAAAUUGUCAGGGAUGUGGUCAUUGA